Messenger RNA from Amphiprion ocellaris (clown anemonefish), 1639 nucleotides. RefSeq names its product Fas associated factor family member 2 (gene faf2). The record is from RefSeq and is a predicted model, not a curated record. Gene Ontology annotation, cellular component: endoplasmic reticulum. Gene Ontology annotation, molecular function: ubiquitin binding. NCBI's taxonomy places the organism in Eukaryota, Metazoa, Chordata, Actinopteri, Pomacentridae. The transcript has 11 exons. The coding region runs from base 59 to 1396 and encodes 445 amino acids.
GGCAUCAGGAAAAGACCGUUGACGUCGCUGCGCCUUGCUAGAUGAUUGGCGAGGUAAGAUGGCGGCGCCAGAGGAGCCAGAAUUAUCCCAGGCGCAGACCGAAAAACUCCUCCAGUUUCAGGACUUAACUGGUUUGGAAUCAAUGGACCAAUGUCGUCGAACAUUAGAGCAACAUAAUUGGAACAUAGAGGCUGCAGUACAAGACAGACUUAAUGAGCAGGAAGGAGUGCCGAGUGUGUUUAACCCUCCUCCAUCCAGACCGCUUCAGGUCAAUACAGCAGACCAUAGAGUAUAUAGUUACAUCGUUUCAAGGCCACAACCCAGGGGAUUACUAGGAUGGAGUUACUACUUGAUAAUGCUACCUUUCAGAUUUACAUAUUACACACUUCUGGACAUAGUCAGGUUUGCCCUGAGGUUCAUCAGGCCAGAUCCUCGUGGUCGUGUGACGGACCCUGUUGGAGAUGUUGUGUCUUUCAUUCAUUGUUUUGAGGAGAAGUAUGGCCGGUCACACCCUGUAUUUUACCAGGGAACAUACAGCCAGGCACUGAAUGAUGCCAAACGGGAGCUCCGCUACCUAUUAGUGUACCUUCACGGGGACGAUCAUCAAGACACUGACGAGUUUUGCCGCUCCACGUUAUGUACAGAAGAGGUCAUAACUUUCCUCAAUGCGCGAAUGCUCUUUUGGGCAUGUUCAACGAGCAAACCUGAGGGCUACAGAGUGUCCCAAGCAUUGCGGGAGAACACCUACCCAUUCCUGGCCAUGAUAAUGCUGAAGGACCGCAAGAUGACAGUGGUAGGCAGGCUGGAGGGUCUCAUUCAGCCAGAAGACCUCAUCAAUCAGCUCACUUUCAUCAUGGAUGCCAAUCAAACAUAUCUGAUGUCAGAGCGCCUUGAACGAGAGGAGAGGAACCAGACCCAAGUGCUAAGGCAGCAGCAGGAUGAGGCCUAUCUUGCAUCCCUCCGUGCCGACCAGGAGAAGGACCGAAAGAAAAGGGAGGAGCAGGAGCAACGGAGGCAAGAGGAAGAGAAGGUCCGACAGAGCGCUCUCGCCGAGGAGCGGAGACGACAAACACUCGAAGAGGAGAAGGAGAGGAAGUCCGAAUGUCUUCCUCCGGAGCCACCUGCAGAUGAUCCAGAAAGUGUCAAAAUAUCGUUUAAGCUGCCCAAUGAUACACGAGUAGAGAGACGAUUCCUGUUCGGCCAGUCUCUGACGGUAAUAUACGACUUCCUUUUCUCUUUGAAAGAAACUCCAGAGAAGUUUCAGAUAGUUACAAACUUCCCUCGCCGAGUCUUGCCCUGCCUUCCAACUGAAGAGCAGCCCAACCCACCCACACUGAAAGAGGCGGGACUCAGCCGCUCCGAGGUCCUUUUUGUUCAGGACCUUACGGACGAUUAAUAGAUGACAUACCUCUUCUACGUGGAAACACACUUUCCUCUGACUCCCACCAACUCCCCCCCUUUUGUUUUUUCUUUUUCAUAUUUUGUUAAAUGGCCAUUAUGCAUAAGGGAUCAUUGAGAUAAAAUCCUAACCUGGAAAAAUUUAACCACCCUGCAUCCAGUCGUCGUUUGGUUGUGUUUACAGGGUUCCCAAUAGCCUGGAAAGUCUUGAAUUUUAUCAAAUAAAUAUUUCUUGAAGUCC